This is a messenger RNA of Colias croceus (clouded yellow), 3461 nucleotides long. RefSeq names its product serine/arginine repetitive matrix protein 2-like. The coding region runs from base 313 to 2490 and encodes 725 amino acids. Lineage: Eukaryota; Metazoa; Arthropoda; Insecta; Lepidoptera; Pieridae. The transcript has 4 exons. The record is from RefSeq and is a predicted model, not a curated record.
CGAUGAAAACGACGCCUUGUCGCAAUCGAAAACUGUGGAUGAAUUUAUUUGGAUACCAACAAAUUCUAUGAUAUUUAAGUAAAACGGAAGUUAAGAAAUGCUUUGUUUUAAUAACUAGUUUUGUUUUUAAGCGUAUAAAUACUUAUAAUUAUAAUACUCUUAUCGCCUAAUUUUGUAUGAUUACUUCAGUAUUUUUCUUGGGUUUUUCUAUCCUUUGGGCUUUGAUAGAAAUUUAAGUGCGAUUUAUUACCGGUUGUACCUUACGAUUUACGUGUACCUUCUUCGAAAUCGUGGUUUGCCGUUGUGUUUAAAAUGUCCAAGGAGGAGUCAAAAAAGGGAUCUUCCGAAGGGGAGGACAUUCCAAGUGAUUUUUUCGAUGAUUUUAAUAAAGAAGAUUUCAUGGAUGGUCUUAGUGUGAUCGAUAGUUGGAACAACGAGGAAAAACGACGGUCUAGAGGACGCAUCGACGAGGAAGCAGUCAACAGCGUCAGUGAUUUGCGCGAACUGAUCGUAAAUGAAGAAAGAAAUUCAAGGCGUGGAUCCAGAGAUAGUCCGUAUGAAAAUAAACAUUUAGAUGAUUAUAUCAAACCAGGAAGCCGUCGAGAUCCAAGCAAAACUCAAGAAGCUAUACGGAGAGAUAAAGAAGUUAAGGUGAAGGAAUUUCUUGCCAAACAUCUAGAAUCUUCAGAUGACUUGCGUCCCCCUGGUACUGAAUUGGAUGACUAUUUCGAUGAAUCAAUAAGUGAGAAGAAGAAAUUAGAAGAAAAAUUUGAAAUGAAGAAUCGAAUAAAAGAAAGACAUGAUUCAAAUGAAGAUUUCCAUAGGGACAUUAGGGAACAGCAUGAUUUUGAUGAAGAUAAGCAUCGCAGUAUGAAGGGAAGACAUGAAUUUGAUGAUGAUAGACAUCGCGGUUUUAGGGAACGACACGAUUUCAAUGAAAGCAAGAAUAGAUUUUCUUAUAGGGCCCAAGGAGAUUAUCCAUAUAAACGUCGGCGAGAAUCUCCUCGAUUUCGUCAUGAACCACCAUUUAGGACAACUUUUGAUUCGUCUCAAUUCAGACGAUCACCGUUUAGAUACCGUCGUAUAUCUCCUUCAAAACGUCAUUAUGACACACGAUUCAGAGGCCAAGAACCAUUACCACACAAUCCACGUCACCGUAGUCCAAGACGUCCUGCGCAUGCACCUCAAUGGAGUCCACGUCACAGCCCACAGCGAAUGAGAAGAAAUCGGAGUCCAGAACCUCGUCGGGAGCGCCGAUCGCGUUCGCGUUCGCCUUACAAGAGAACAUACACUUCAACAAGAUCGCGAACACGAUCUCGCUCCACAUCGAAAAGUCGUGUCCAAAAGGAUGAUUUUCUUUACCCUGAUAAAUACAGCAAACCAUCAACCGAUUUGCCUUUGCCAGUGGAACCACAGUAUGUGCCACCUGUGAGUAAUGAGUAUGGAGGCCCUUCAUACCAAUAUCCACAGGUGCCAGCAUAUACAGGGUACAAUGAGCAAUAUUAUCCCCCACAACCCAACCCCCAACUUUUGCCUCAACCGAUUCCAAAUCAAAAUAUCAUGGCACCUCUUAAUACACCAAUGGCACCGACAAUGAAUCCUGCAAUGGUACCUGCGCCCUGUAUGGUGCCUGCACCUUCACAACCCACACCAUCAAUACCUAUAAACCCAAUAGCUUCACAAAUUCUCGAAACAACGCCAGCAUCGCCUUACGACGCAUUAGCAAAAUUGGUCGCUGAUGGAAAACUUUCUCAUGAAGAUUAUUUGAAGCUGGCACCUAAUAAGGGUGUUACUCAAAACAUGGACCCAAAGGCUAGGGUUUCUGUGCUGAAUCGCUGUAAUGUAGCUUUGUCCCAUCUUGGUAACUUGACAUUACCCAACCGUUUAUUGAUACACAACUUGUACAUUGGUCAAGAGCAGAAAUCCAUCGCACCAAUGUUCGGCUCCCCCUUGAAGAGGCAAUCGGCAAUGGAGUUCUAUUUUUCGAAGACAGAAAAAUCGAUCGUCGCUCAGCGAAACAAGCAGAUCAUCGAGUCUAUCAUUUGUGCGCUGUCGUUGGAUAAAGUGGUGUCGAGACCCAAGAAGAAGGUGCAGAAGGAUGUUAAAGAAGCUUCAGUGCAAACUUUUAAACCGGUGUGUGAAGUGUGUGAAAUUCGGGAGACUGUUAAGUUCUGUGAUGCAAGUACCUCUACCGAUCCAGAAUACUUCCGUUCGUCGGUACAUACCCAGGUGAUUGAGGAAGAUCUGUACAGCUCUAAAUCGGUGUUCAACCCCAGUGGCAGUGGCAGCAGCAGUGCACCGAUUUCUAUAGCUCAUCUUACGCCGGCUCAACUCGUGUCUCAGCUAGCGGCGAGGGCCAAGACUCUGAAGCAGCCUGAACCACCGUACCCAAACCAGAGAGGUAAUAGACCUAAUUUUGAUUAUGAUUACAACCGAAGAGGUAAUCAAUAUCAUAAUCAAAAUCCUAAUUAUAAUAAUUACAGAUACUAAAUAAAAGAAAGUUACAAAAUGUAUUUUUGGUUGAAUAAAUUAAGUAAUCAUAUUCUAUUAUUCUCUUUAGUUAAUACUUUAAUUAUUUUGGGCAUAUUUUACUAUGAAUGUUUGAAUUAUUAAUUGAGGCAUUUACGAUGCACUUUUUUUUGUAUAACUGAUAGAACCUACAUCUAUCAGGUCUAUCUAGGAAGCAUCAGCAAGUGUGCUAACAUUCACAUGCAAAUGCAAAUGUUCAAUAAAUUUUCUUUGUUUAUUUUUAAAUAAACAUUGAAAAAUGUGAUUGUCAACACACGCAUAGGUGCACUUAGAUAAAUAAUUCUGUAAAUAAAAUGUGAAAAGUUCUUUUAUCAAAAACCUGUUUUAAACUUAGGAUAUUUUACUAAAUGCCCUUUUUAAUGUAAUAACUAGAUUAUUAAUUUUUGUUUUUUAUUAUAUAGUGCAUUUUAUAAUUUCUAUUAUUAUUUGUUUAUCACUGGACGGUGUUAAAUACCAUGUUAUUGUAAAAGUUUGUAGAAUGAGGUCUGAUGUUUAUGUUAUGUGCAAAUAUAAGAUCUCUUGGGAGUGUGUUUUAUUCUUAAAAAGCGAACUACCUUUAACUAUCAUGCUUGAACAAUCUGAAGGAGCAAUAAACUUCAAAAUAAAAACCAAGAAGCUACAAUGGCGACCUUCAUCGUUAUUCCACAAGAAGAAAUUUUCAAAAGGAUCAACAUAAAGAAAUUUGCAAGCUGAAGAACUUUGCGGUUUAACAAAUGGCACACACAGCAGGACCCUAACUUCUGCAGAUGCGAAUUUUUUAAUCAAUUCCACUUAACAUUUUGUUCUGUAAUUUUCAUAUUAUUAGAUUUACAUACCUACAUUAAGUCUUAAUAAAAUGGUGUAAGUCAACAAUAAAUCUAUAUAAAACUUGCUGGAAAUUACUGGGGAAAUGUAGUAGAAAGUAUACAAUAAAUGUUAUUUAUGAAACUAUA